Messenger RNA from Neoarius graeffei (lesser salmon catfish), 1804 nucleotides. RefSeq names its product solute carrier family 2 member 1a (gene slc2a1a). The transcript has 10 exons. Bases 1 to 1545 code for a protein of 514 amino acids. Gene Ontology annotation, molecular function: hexose transmembrane transporter activity. Gene Ontology annotation, biological process: response to insulin; monosaccharide transmembrane transport. NCBI's taxonomy places the organism in Eukaryota, Metazoa, Chordata, Actinopteri, Siluriformes, Ariidae. Gene Ontology annotation, cellular component: basolateral plasma membrane; apical plasma membrane. The record is from RefSeq and is a predicted model, not a curated record.
AUGAGUGCCACGGACCAGUCCAAAUUGCCCAUCUGCCACUCUUGUGAGACCACCAGUCUGGUCAGAGAACCCACUAACACAGCGCAUCUGACGCUUCAACUACUGGUGGCCGUUGGGACAGCAGUAAUGGGCUCCUUACAGUUCGGCUAUAACACAGGAGUCAUUAAUGCACCUGAGACGAUUAUUGAGGAGUUCUACAAUGAGACAUGGCAUUCUCGAUAUAAAGAAUACAUCCCUCCAAACUCCCUCACCACUCUCUGGGCCAUUUCUGUCGCUAUUUUUUCUGUCGGAGGUAUCUUCAGCUCUUUCUCCGUAGGACUGUUUGUCAAUCGUCUGGGCAGGAGGAACUCAAUGCUUGUGGCUAAUAUCCUGGUAUUUAUAGCAGCUGCUUUAAUGGGCUUCUCUAAGCUGGCUGCAUCCUGGGAGAUGCUGAUUAUUGGUCGGCUUGUUGUGGGUCUUUACUCUGGUCUGUCCACAGGCUUUGUGCCCAUGUAUAUAGGUGAAAUUGCUCCGACGUCUUUACGUGGAGCACUGGGCACUCUACAUCAAUUGGGUAUUGUCAUCGGCAUCCUGAUGGCGCAGGUCUUUGGCAUUGAGUCUAUUAUGGGAAAUGCAACAAUGUGGCCUUUCUUGCUGGGUUUCACCUUCAUCCCGGGCUUGAUUCAAUGUGCCCUGCUGCCAUUCUGUCCUGAGAGCCCUCGCUUUCUUCUCAUCAACCAGAAUGAAGAGAACAAAGCCAAGACUGUUCUGAAGAAGCUUCGUGGCACCGAGGAUGUUGGAGAGGACAUCCAGGAGAUGAAGGAGGAGAGCAGGCAGAUGAUGAGGGAGAAAAAAGUAACGAUCAUAGAGUUGUUCCGGUCUCCACUUUACCGCCAGCCACUCCUCAUCGCUGUCAUGCUGCAGCUAUCGCAGCAGUUCUCCGGCAUCAACGCUGUUUUUUACUACUCUACUAGUAUUUUCAAGAAAGCAGGAGUGUCCCAGCCGGUCUAUGCAACCAUUGGUGCUGGAGUUGUAAACACCGUAUUCACCAUAGUGUCUCUGUUUGUGGUAGAGCGAGCAGGACGAAGAUCUUUGCACCUCAUUGGGCUGAUGGGAAUGGCUGUGUCUGCGGUUUCCAUGACCAUUGCCAUGGCAUUGACUGACAAAGUCCCAGCCCUUUCAUAUGUCAGUAUCGUCGCCAUCUUUGUUUUCGUGGCCUUCUUUGAGAUUGGACCUGGUCCUAUUCCAUGGUUUAUCGUGGCUGAACUCUUUAGUCAAGGCCCCCGACCUGCUGCCAUUGCUGUAGCUGGUUUCUCCAACUGGACAGCCAAUUUCAUAGUAGGAAUGUGCUUCAAGUAUGUGGAGCAAUUGACAGGCCCGUACGUCUUCAUCAUCUUCACCGUGUUGUUGCUCAUCUUCUUCGUCUUCACCUACCUCAAGGUGCCUGAAACUAAGGGCCGGACGUUCGAUGAGAUCUCAGCAGGGUUUCGGCAGAAUGCAGGCUCUGGAGCAGAGACUUAUGGCCCACAUGAUCACAACAUGCUGGGUGCAGACUCACAGCUCUGAGCCCUGCAUUUUCCUCCGUGUUGCCUCGGUGGCUCGCUAUAAACCUCUGAUAACAUACUGUAACUGUAUGAGUGCGGCAACACCCACUUUCAGAUAGGUGUGUUUAUCUAUCAGCAAGAUAGGAAGCCUGUGGCUGACUCCUGUUUGUGUUCUCUCUUUAUUUCCUAGAAGGAUGAGAGUAGCUACUCUGUGGGCCACUUGUGAUUGUUUUAAUAUUUAACAAUUGCACUAUCACUGUGCAAACACUGACCGUUUGCAU